Molecule: messenger RNA, 907 nt
Organism: Zophobas morio
Lineage: Eukaryota; Metazoa; Arthropoda; Insecta; Coleoptera; Tenebrionidae
Exons: 2
Coding region: 60-782 (240 amino acids)
Source: RefSeq, a predicted model, not a curated record
CACUUUUGGUUGAAUGAAGUUGUCAUUUUGAUUGCUAUCAAGCUGCGACAAGAACGAAGAUGAAAACAAUUCUGCUGUUUUUACUAGGAAAUUUGUUAGUUUUUCAAGCGUUAGCAAGUGACAUAACACCAUUCAGUGCUUGGCAUGAUGCAGAAGCAAUUCAAGAUCAGUACCAUAACUACACCAACGAAUUUUUAUUUCGUGCUCUUGGAAAUUUCUACGCCAACAUGAGUCGUUGGACGGAUCUAACAGCCGAGUCAACCAUUGCUGGCACAACUGAAGAAAUUGGAUCAAAGUUUAAGCUGAUGGUUGAAGAAUACCAAUCCCUCAAAAAUCGUAAAGAGAUAUCAACAGCUGGUACACAAAAAUGUGCUGAUAUUUACGAAAAUCAAAUUAUAAAUCUGGAAGCCGCAAUUUUAGACGAUUUGUUUGAAUGUGUUAAAAAUAGAAGCGACGAAGCUAUCGAUUUUAUAAAGACGGCAUCUCUAAAAUUAGUUGAAAACUAUUUUACUCUUCUAUUUAACUAUGAAACACAGCUGAUUGCUUGCGACCCCUCAGAUGACGAAUGCUUAAACACUUUCUUUUCAGGAGUAAGGGGGGUUAUUGAAAAUCUCGGAACGUCUAUAAAUUCUGAUGCUCUUUUGGACUCGAAAAACUUUGAGUAUUCUUAUUUGGUGGCGAUUGCUGCCUGUGGUCAACAAGAACUUAAAAGUAUUGAAGAAAAUGGAAAACAGUUAAUUGAUCAUUAUCAAAAAUGCACCAGCGACAUACUUAAAUUUUAACAGAUUGUACAAUGUGCAAGCAAAUUUACUGGUGUGUUUAGGCUUGCACUUUUCCUAAAUUUAGGUGGAAUUUUGCUUGUGUUGUGUUGUGGGGUGCUACAAACGUAAUAAAAUUUAUAAAUUAA